GAACAGAACCAACAGGAUGGUCUGCCUCCCCAGCUUCCCACACCCUUCUGAGGGCAUCAGGAAGUACGUGGACGUGAUUACCUUCGUUUUCAUGUACAUCCUGCCCCUGGUGGCGAUUUUGAUCAGUUACUCACUGAUGGCCAAGAAGCUAUGGCUGCGGAAUUCCAUCCAAGAUACGGCAUCAGAGCAAACCAUCAACCACCAAGAGAAGAAGAAGAUGACCCUGAAGAUGCUGAUCAUGGUGGUAGUAAUCUUUUCCAUCUGCUGGCUCCCCCUCCAUUUCUAUGAAGUGCUCCUGUCCUGCAAGGUCAUCUAUACCCAUGAGGCUAUCUAUUAUGCUUUCCACUGGUUUGCCAUGAGUAGUUCUUGCUACAACCCCUUUAUCUACUAUUGGCUCAACAAAAGUUUCCGUGAUGAGCUCAAGUUGGUUCUGCGUUCUUGGUGGCGGAGGGUGCUAAACCGUAACCGUGAGCAUCCCACCAUCUCGUCCACUUUUAGACGUACCUGGAGGGAAUCUUACCCUUUCUGGGAUGCCAGUUUGGGGAUACCCAAGGCCAAUGAGGAUCCCCCUCCAGGGGACCAGAUUGACCUAUCUGGUGUCCGCCCCACCGUAGCAACGCCUUAA
Messenger RNA from Trichosurus vulpecula (common brushtail), 625 nucleotides. Its product is annotated as probable G-protein coupled receptor 83. The record is from RefSeq and is a predicted model, not a curated record. Lineage: Eukaryota; Metazoa; Chordata; Mammalia; Diprotodontia; Phalangeridae. The annotation marks the transcript as partial. Gene Ontology annotation, molecular function: neuropeptide receptor activity. The transcript has a single exon. Gene Ontology annotation, biological process: neuropeptide signaling pathway. Gene Ontology annotation, cellular component: membrane.